Molecule: messenger RNA, 966 nt
Organism: Lampris incognitus (smalleye Pacific opah)
Lineage: Eukaryota; Metazoa; Chordata; Actinopteri; Lampriformes; Lampridae
Gene: spdya
Product: speedy/RINGO cell cycle regulator family member A
Exons: 6
Coding region: 1-966 (321 amino acids)
Biological process (GO): positive regulation of cyclin-dependent protein serine/threonine kinase activity
Molecular function (GO): protein kinase binding
Source: RefSeq, a predicted model, not a curated record
AUGAUGAAAACCACAACUAGGUGGUGCCAGACUCCUCCCUCAGUGACUGUACGUAUCAAACCCAACACUGCACACAUCCGCCAGAUCAAGAGGGGUAUGCAGUUUAAAAGACUCAAAGUCCAAGAUGCCCAGGGUCCACCCAGAAAAAUCCAGCCGAACUGGCAUCGGCUUGAGUUUUAUAAUUCCAAAUUUACUUCGGGUCUGAAACUUGUCAUCCACAGAGAAGAGAUGGUGGCCUUCUUUCGACUGUUUGAUGAUGACUUCGUACAAGAGUUUCUCUGGAUGGACUGCUGCUGUAAAAUCUCUGACAAAUAUUUGCUAGCCAUGACCUUUAUCUACUUCAAAAGGGCCAACUUCUGCAUCAGUGACCACAACAGAAUGAACUUUUUCAUUGCACUUUACCUUGCCAACACCAUGGAGGAGGACGAGGAGGAGAACAAGUAUGAGAUCUUCCCCUGGGCGCUGGGCAAGAGAUGGAGAAACCACUUUCGCGGCUUCCUUGAGCAGCGAGACAAGCUUUGGGCUCGCAUAGGGUAUAGAGCUGCCGUCAGCAGACGUUGCUGUGAAGAGGUGAUGGCCAUCAUACCCUCACACUUUGUGUGGCAGCGAGAGCGAGCAGAACACCACAGUGGCGCCAGGCGGCAUUACACUGAGCAGGACCAGCUCUGCGUGCCCCGAGGCCCCUCAGCCUCUCCUGUUCCCUGUGCCCUCUGCAACCACAGCAUUAGGCGACGUCAAAGCUUGAACCUUUCGUCUUCCUCCAGUGGCUUCUUGGAGCUGACCCCCAGUCCCACAUUUCAGCUGUCAGUCGCCACCUCCAGGGCCAAGGUCUCACGCAGAAAGGCUGGGAAGACCCAAAGAGAGGCUCAGCAUCUGUCGUGCCACUGUACUGAGGAGUUCCCUAGGAAGGAAUCUGCCUGUGGAUCCACUUAUGACUCCUCCAUGGACUGGAUCGACGAAGAGUAG